CACACAAAAAAAUAUUAUGGUAAUGACAAAAGUAACUUACUUUUGAAUUAAUAAGUGGUUAAAAUUUGCUACAUUAAAAGUUUUUUUCUUGUUUUGAAAAUGAAAACUUUUACUGCUACAGUUUUUGAAAAUCUCAUUGCUAACUUAUUUAAAAGUUUUAACUUUUAAUUCGACUGUAUAAUUUCUUUCAUUUUGUCGUUCUCUUGAAACCGUGUACGUCUAAGUCCAAAAUGUAAACAAACGUUUAGGUGAUUCCGGUGGUUAGUGAGGUGUGGUCCACGACGUCAAUCAAAACAGAACGCGUCCGGAGCCAGGACUUGUACGCGGAUACCUUCGAAGGAGGAUGGUGCGGAACAAGGGGAUUAGGGGAAAGUUGGUUUUCAAAAGGAUGAGGCCAGCUUCCUGCCGGAUCUGCAGCUGUUUCACGACCGAAAUGGGACGCCGUUUAUGCGGAUGUGAAUUUCCACCGAUUGUAUUCGAUAAAGUUAAUUUAAACGGUGAGGAGAAGGAUCCGACGGAAGAGGGAAACGACGAGAAGCGAUCGGAGGUGGUCAGCGCGGAUGUUGCACUCGGUGCCGGCGGUUUACGACCAUCAGCAGCAUUAUGUGCCGGAAGUGAUGACGGGACAGUGUGGGAUGUCCUGAGGGUCCGCAGUACAUUUCUCGGCGCGGGACAUGUUUGACGAGUAUUACAUAAACAUCCGGAAGAACAGUUUGCACCAGUUCUGGAAGAACCGUCUGUACAAAAACCGCAGGUCCUGAAGCUGUCGUACUCGGAUUACUUCCAAAGGUUGGAGCGAUAUCCGACGAACCUGAUAAAGAACAUCUACCUGGAAUACCGAGAAUGUGUUCAGUGUCUAGCCAAUUUAAUUUACUUUCAAACUCUUUCAGCAACUCCCGCCCGCAAACUCUCAACUCGCGACGGCGCAGCUUCGGCCGGAUGAACUGGCAACAUCUGUGCCAUUCUCGAGAAGGACGAUGUGAUCGGGAACUAUCCGUUCAGGCGCUUCACUUCCCAGUCGGAAAACGUCGACUUACCUUUCCGAAUUAACACCCAAUGGCCAACUCCUCCAAGCCUGUCCUGAUGAUGGCCGGCAACGAGACCACCCUGUUCUCUACAUCGCUGUCGCGCUCCAAAAUGUAGGCCGCGAUGUUAAGCAGCAUAAGCAGCAGUUUUAAUAUUAAAAUAAAAAUAAAAAUAGAAAUAAAAUCCAUCACAUUUUUCGAAAAUCAUCACUGUAAUGUUAAAUGUUAUUUAUUGUUGCCAUAAAAAGUUUCUUCUUAUAAUAAAAGUAAAAAACUUUUACCGAUACAACGAUUUUGUUCCAGAAGUGCAUGGUAGUAUCAAAAACUUUUCAACUUUUAAAUUAAAAAGUUUGAACUUUCUACGAAUAUUCACCAACGCGAACUU
This is a messenger RNA of Culex pipiens pallens (northern house mosquito), 1410 nucleotides long. RefSeq lists its product as uncharacterized. The coding region runs from base 344 to 682 and encodes 112 amino acids. NCBI's taxonomy places the organism in Eukaryota, Metazoa, Arthropoda, Insecta, Diptera, Culicidae. The transcript is spliced from 2 exons. The record is from RefSeq and is a predicted model, not a curated record.